CGGGACAGAAAGAAAGACCCCGCUCGCUCUUGGGGGCCUUAAACUUACGCCACUAACUUAACUGUCUUUGGGCAUCAGCGUCUUAGGUGACCGGGCGUCUUUUCUCCCACUCAAAACAAGACAACCAAAAAUGGCCAAGCGUAAAAACAAAAGUGGAAUUAAGCAACAGGAAGAUGCCGCUUUCUUGCUUGAGUCGCCUGUGCCACAAUCGCGGGGGAUAGGCGAAUAUAUGCUCCCUGGCUUGUUGUUCCUAAUCUUAGUCAUUGGAGGAUUCACCGUGGGCUGUUUCAGUCUUCAUCAACAAUCCACCAUCGACCAGCUAACAGAAUCUUUCACAGCAAUGCAGAUGAGAAUCAAUAACUACCAGCAGGUGAUGGGGAUGAAUGACGCACAGGGCAGCCCAGGGGAGGGGGUGGAGGAGAGGAUACUGGCCCUGGAAGAGGCUCAGAAACGGGCUCAGAGGAGCGCGGAAGACGCCCUGGAGACCACAGAGCUGCUGAAGAACUCCGACCUCUCCUCACAGGUGUGGGCUCUCCACGCCGACAUGGACAACAAGUUCUCCCAGCUUCAGCAGACCACCGUCUCCGUGGCAACCCUGCAGUCCGCCAUCAAGAACAAGAGCGAGGAGUUUGAGGCGGUGAAAGGGACGGUGGCGGCCAUGUUGAGUUCCAGCUCUGCGGUGGCGGUCAGCGUGGCGGGCCUGGGCAGCAGGGUGGAGGGGAUGGGCUCUGAGGUGGAAACCCAGGGAGAGCUGGUGCACAGCCUGGUCUCUAGGAUGGACGAGCAGGUCAGAGAGCUGGGGGAGCUCAGUGUGUCUCUGGGUCUGCACAAGGCGGGGCUGGAGGCUAACAGCCAGCAGGUUGGUGAGAUCAGGGAGUUGCUGGUGGCGGAGCAGGCCAGGAGGACCCAGGCUCUGGAGCAGCAGCUGCAGUCAGUGGUUCUGACCCUGGAUGAGCAGCUGCAGAGCUCCCAGAACCUCCACUCCAGCCUCCGGGCCCAGCUGCAGGCUGUCCACAGCCAGAUUACGAAUGGAGGUCAAGCCAGAGAAGCACCAGGAAUCCAACCUGUAGUUGAGGAAAUCUUUCCAGUCUCAGAGGAGGAGGAGGAGGGAUCAGUGAGCCAGGAGGAAGAGGAGGAGGAGGGAUCAGGGGAGGAGGAGGAGGAAGAGGAGGAAUCAGCUAGCCAGGGGGAGGAGGAGGAGGAAGAGGAGGAAUCAGCUAGCCAGGGGGAGGAGGAGGAAUCAGCUAGCCAGGGGGAGGAGGAGGAGGAGGAGGAAGAAGUCAUAGAGGAGGAGGAGCCUGCUGAGCUGCAGGCAGAAACUGAAGAAGAAGAAAUCCUAGAAGAAGCAGAGUCUGUGGACCAGGAAGUGAACCGGGAAGUUGCAGAUCAGCUGGAGACUGAACCGUCUUCAGAAGAGCUUGAGGAGGAGGCGCUGAAGGAGGAGGUGUUAGAUGAGGAGCAGGAGGCUACUGAGACGAUUGCAGACCAAGACGAGGAGGAGGAAGUGAUAGAGGAGGAGGACUUUAUGGAGGACAAGGCUAUGGAGGAGGUAAUGCAGGAGGAAGAGGACUUUGUGGAGGACGAGGCUUCAGAGGAGGAGGUGACAGAGGAGGAGGAAGAUGAGGUGAAAGAGGAGGACAUUGAACCACCAGAAGUUGUCCCAACUGAGGAAGAGGAUGAUUUUUCUGAGUUUGAUGAGGAGUUUUCUUAGACACGCAGGCAUCUGGUCGGUCUUGAUCAGUCAUUGUGGUGUUUGAUACUUCAGUGUAAUGCCAGAUAUAAAACAGAUCACAUAUUCUUAAAAUAGUGAUGCGUUAUGAACCUGUUAAAAACAUGGCAUCCGGGACACGACCUAAACAAACGUUUCCCAGGUAUCCCAAAACCAUGGCAACUGGCAUUCAUUCGUUAUGUCUCUCAACUUCCUCUUGUGAGUAGGUUGUUUGAAGUGGAGGGAUUCUGGGAUAGGAGUGGUUGGCUGGUUCAUGGAGAAACUAGCUGGUCACAAAACGAAAAAAAAAGGAUUUACGACUCAGUUGUGUAUUUUGUGACUAAAUCAUGAAUGCAAUCAUCCGGAUGAGUUGAAAUAACCGUCAACAUCAUGCCAUAGAGCUACACACUGUAGAAUGUGUAUGCGCAACUACAGUUUGAUGACUGUGAUUAACAAGUGCCUAUAUUAUCUGCAGGAAAGGUGCAUCUUUGAUUUCAAAACAUAGUGCGUCAGAAGGGUUUUUAAACAAUAAAUUCCUACAUUUAUACUA
Messenger RNA from Osmerus eperlanus (European smelt), 2258 nucleotides. RefSeq lists its product as uncharacterized. Lineage: Eukaryota; Metazoa; Chordata; Actinopteri; Osmeriformes; Osmeridae. The transcript has 6 exons. Bases 131 to 1711 code for a protein of 526 amino acids. The record is from RefSeq and is a predicted model, not a curated record.